Messenger RNA from Ostrinia nubilalis (European corn borer), 2570 nucleotides. RefSeq names its product zinc finger protein 615-like. Gene Ontology annotation, molecular function: DNA-binding transcription factor activity, RNA polymerase II-specific. The transcript is spliced from 2 exons. Gene Ontology annotation, cellular component: nucleus. Gene Ontology annotation, biological process: regulation of transcription by RNA polymerase II. Bases 30 to 1280 code for a protein of 416 amino acids. NCBI's taxonomy places the organism in Eukaryota, Metazoa, Arthropoda, Insecta, Lepidoptera, Crambidae. The record is from RefSeq and is a predicted model, not a curated record.
GUAGCGACGACGAUAAAAACUUAGCGGAGAUGUUGUUCGACGGCGUCGGCCUCAAGAAGAAGCUCGCUAAGAAGAAAAAGCGGUUGCUACUUGACAAAAGCGAAAAGAAACUCCUGAAAAACCCUCUCAAGUACUCUCUCCGGACGUUAACUGAAAAACUGAAGAAGCCUCUCUCAUGUCGAUACGUCAGCGAGAACAAAAUGCACAAGCUGAACGUAGAAAACAUCCUCAAAUACUCCAACUGCACUCCGUUCCUGAACAAAACCAUAGCGGGCAUAUCCUGUGCUUACUGCAAAGAAACGUACCAAGAUCCGCAAGAUCUGAGAGUCCACACUCAAGAAGUCCACAGAAAUGACGAGCUACAUGACAACAAACGAAUGGAUAAAAACAAUUUGUCCAUCAAAAUUGACAUCACAGAUCUGAAAUGCAACAUUUGCAACGUCCACGCAGACACAAUAUCACUAUUGAAGAUACAUCUAACAAACGAACAUGAUAUCAAAUUUUAUCCGGACGCAAACGACUACAUCCUAGAAUUCAAAUUAACGGACACAGAAAUUUUGAACUGUGCGCUAUGUAACUCCACGUAUGAGACGUUCAAAAUGUUGCUACAACACAUGAACGGGCAUUAUAGAAAUUAUAUUUGUGAAGUGUGCGAUAUGGGCUUCAUAAAUAAGCACAGAUUGAAAAAUCACCAACGUACACAUGAUAUUGGUACGUUCAAAUGCUCGUAUUGUGAUAAAGUGUUCACGACUCGAGUGAGGAAAGCCUGUCAUGAGAAAUACACACACAACACCAGUGCUAGAUACACAACUAACUGUCCACACUGCGACCAAUCGUUUACAAGCUAUUAUCAACGCAAUAGGCAUAUGUUUAAGGAGCAUAAUCAAGUGGCAGCGAGUUACAAGUGCAAUAUAUGCGUGAAGUCCUUCAUUUUGAAGUCUAAAUUAACGUCUCAUAUUAAAAAAGUUCAUCUAAUGGAGCGGAAUCACAUCUGUGCGGAGUGCGGUCAAGGAUUUUUUAUCAAGCAGUCGUUGGAUGAGCAUAUGAUUAAACAUAACGGUGAAAGAGUGUUCAAAUGUACAGUGUGUCAUAAGGCGUACGCUAGAAAGAAGACUCUAAGAGAGCAUAUGCGUAUACAUAAUAACGACAGGCGUUUUAAGUGCGGUGUGUGCGGUUCCGCGUUCGUUCAGAAGUGCAGUUUGAAGAGUCAUAUGCUAUCGAAUCAUGCUAUAACGCUGUCCGAGUAUGAAGCGGCCAGGAGUGAAGCGAGCAGUCCAUAGUUGGUAAGUAAUGGUAGCUUUAGUAGAAUUUAGGCCGAAGUAGGCAAUGAAAGCUACCGUACCGAUCCAGGGCUACUAUAUUUACCAGUUGGCACCACUGUAGAGCCUUGUCACUAAAGUCCGGUCCGGGGUCAUUGGACGAAAUUCUACGUGCUCAGCGACCGGACUAUAGCUGGAGGCAAAUUCUGGUCAGACAAGUGUCAAGAUAUUUGUGAAGACGCACAAAAUAUGUGUUCAUACUGUGUUAGAAGUUGUGCAAGAAUUCUUUGCGAUGUAUUCUUUUAUCAACGAAACUGUCUUCCAUUAUGCCCGCUAUCUUGUUUUUAGACUAACGUGUCACUGAAUAAAAUUAUUUUCUUUCUUUUUAUCAUUUUUAUAUUAUUUCAAAAAUACUUAUUUGCGGAAUGCGAGGAGUAAUAUUGCACCAAUAUCUUGCCACGUGUCUGUAAUCCUAAUGGUGCGUCCACACUGGGCGAACGGGCUCGCGCGGCAAACUCGACAUCCUGCUCACUCAAGAGCAGGGUGGGCAGGAUGACCAGCGUGCCGCACGAGCCCGUUCGCCCAGUGUGCACGCACCCUAAAACAGGCGCCAUCUAGUGAGCGCUGAAGCUGUGGAGGACUAUCGCAUUUUGCACUCACUAUAAUCAGCCCCCCUAGACAAAACGCACUUUUUGAUCUAAUCGAAAAUCGAAUCCGUCAAAACUCCAUACAAAAAAGGGGCUUUUCGACCACUUUUCGACUGGUUUGCGAUUAUAAUUUGCACUUUGUCUAGACCCUCUGGUCUGCGAGCACAUAGAAUUUUGUCCAAUGUCCCGCUCGCACACUCACUGCGGGCGCGCGUCGCACAGUCGCGACAGCAAUAUAAUUACGCGCGAGCGAUAAGGAUGGGUAGCUUGGGGUCAUUGGACAAAAUUCUACGUGCAGACCGGGCUUUAGAGUGGCGCCAUUGUACAGUAAGGUCAAACGCCAGUGGUGCCAACUACUCAUGUGAAGAGAAACUGUUAAUAUGAGUUUUGUUAUGAAUAUGAAGGAAUUCCUUUUUUAUAUUUUGUGGUUUGGAUUGGGGUACCAAUUUGACAGGAUUAUAACAGAAAAAUGUUUUUAAAAAGGUGCCUAACUCGUACCAUAGAGGCUUAAUUAUUUAUUUUUUUUAAAUUAAAUAAAUAAUUUUGACACUUAGUACCCACACAGAAGUGUUUAUAUUUUGUAAUUUUAAUACAUUAUGUGCAUCACAGAUUUAUGUUAUAAUAAUUUAGAGGUUUCAAAUAAACCAAUUAUUAUAUUACAGAU